Messenger RNA from Contarinia nasturtii (swede midge), 2575 nucleotides. Its product is annotated as endothelin-converting enzyme homolog. The coding region runs from base 109 to 2394 and encodes 761 amino acids. Lineage: Eukaryota; Metazoa; Arthropoda; Insecta; Diptera; Cecidomyiidae. Gene Ontology annotation, cellular component: plasma membrane. Gene Ontology annotation, molecular function: metalloendopeptidase activity. The record is from RefSeq and is a predicted model, not a curated record. The transcript has 9 exons. Gene Ontology annotation, biological process: protein processing.
CAAUGAGAUACAUUGAAGAGACAACCCAUAUCUCAUUUAGUGAUUAGUCUACGUCGUAUUGAAUAAGCGUUAAAACGUCUUUGGCAAAAUUGAAUAAUUUCAGUGAACAUGAACGGGCCGCAUGACGAUUUUGUUGAUGGAGAAUUGGGAAAAAAUGUCUCAGAAAUGAUGAAUUUGAAUGGAGCUACCACUGUUCCAUCAAAGCAUAUAGCACAAGGAAAAAUUCCACGACAAACAAGAACUAAAUUAGAAAAAAAAAAUUUAAUCACUGCCAUUUGUAUAGUGUCUGCUAUCGCAUUUGUCGUUUUCUUGUUGUAUAUUCGAUCAUCAGAGGGAAAAGGACCGAGUUUGAAUGAAUCACAUGUUCAAACAGCUUUGGAAAUUCUAUCUUCAAUGGAUCAAAGCAUUGAUCCAUGUGAUGAUUUUUAUGCUUUCACUUGCAAUGGUUGGAUAAAAAAGAACCCCAUUCCCGUCGGCCGAGCAAGCUGGAGCAUAAAUGGUAAAAUAAAACAAAACAAUAAUCUUGUAUUAAAAAAUAUUCUCGAGCAACCAAUGUCAACGUUUAAAUCAAAAUCUGAACGAAAUGCACAAAAUUACUAUCAAGCAUGUCUUGAUAAAGACGAGAAGGUUCAAAAAUUAGGUGCUGAACCACUGCUCAAAUUAAUUCGAGAUAUGGGUGGAUGGAAUGUCACUAGUAAUGCAAUCAAUAAAUUCAAUAUUACCAACUGGUCACUAGAUAAAACAUUGACAGAGUUAAAGAGCAAGUACGAUUCAAACGCUUUAUUCAGUUGGAGUAUUUAUCAAGAUGCCCGAAAUUCAUCACAAAAUGCUAUAAACAUUGAUCAAUGGGAAUUUGGUGCUCCGAACAAUAAACAAUAUUUGACUAAAAAUUCAACAGUUUUGUCGGCCUAUUUGAAGUUUAUGGUGAAAGUUGCUGUUCUUCUGGGUGCUGAUAAAAAAGAAGCCACACGACAAUUGCAAGAUGUCAUUGAAUUUGAAACGCGAUUGGCAGAAAUUAUCACUGAUAAUGCUGAUCGUCGAGAAUUCUCGAAACUAUAUCAUUCAAUGACGUUGAAAGAGCUACAAGACCUCGCGCCUUUUAUUAAUUGGCAUUUAUAUUUCCAACGCGUGUUUCAAGUAAUAAACCAUAAUAUUACCGAAAACGAGCGCGUUAUCGUUUAUGCUCCAAAAUAUUUAGAAAAAUUGUCAACCAUUAUUGCAGAAUAUAAAAAAACGGACGAAGGGAAAAUAGUAUUGAGCAACUAUUUAAUAUGGAGAUUAGUACGUUAUUAUAGACAAUUUUUGUCGGAACCGUUUGUUGAUGCUUAUGAUAUUCUUCGCAAAGAACUGUGGGGAAUUAAUAAACGUAAUGAAAAGUGGCUUAAAUGUAUCGGUAUGACAGACGCGUCAAUUGGAUUUGCGACUGGUGCAAUGUUUGUACGUGAAGCGUUUAACGGUGAUGCAAAAUCGCAGGUAGAAGAAAUUGUCAAUAACGUUCGAUUGGAAUUUAGUAAAAAUUUAAAAAAUCUUGAAUGGAUGGAUUCGAAAACACGAAAGUUGGCCAUUGAAAAAGCCGAUGCAAUUACGUAUCAAAUUGGAUAUCCGGAUUAUAUUUUAAAUCCACAAUUACUUGACGAACAAUAUGAGACGUUAGAAUUUGAUUCUAAGAAUUUUUUUCAAAAUGAAAUCAAUCUUUUGGUCUUUGAAUUAAAAUAUAAUCUCAAAAAAUUGAGUCAAAAAGUGGACAAAACAAAAUUUAUCACAACACCAACAACAGUUAAUGCAUAUUAUAAUAUGUACAAAAAUCAAAUGGUUUUUCCAGCUGGACAGUUACAAUUGCCAGUCUUUGAUUCUAAAAAUCCGAAAAGUAUGAAUUUUGGUGGUGUAGGAUCCAUAGUGGGACACGAGGUGACACAUGCCUUCGAUGAUCAGGGUCGUGAGUUCGACAAACAUGGAAACUUAAAUGAAUGGUGGAAUAACAAAACCUUGGAAUAUUUCAAAGAACGUACCAACUGCUUUAUCGAACAGUAUAAUCAGUAUGAAAUGUGUGGAAAACAUUUAAAUGGAAAGCGAUCACAAGGUGAAAAUAUUGCGGAUAUUGGUGGUCUAAAGACGGCUUACAAUACCUACAUUAAAUCAAACAAUGAUCUUGAUAUUUAUCCGUUGCCUGGUGUCAAUAUGACGAAUCGUCAACUAUUUUUCUUUUCAUUUGCUAAGAGUUGGUGUUCCGUAGAAUUUGAUCAAGUAAAUAAGAACUUAAUCGAUUCUGAUGAGCAUGUGCCAAAAAAAUUCCGUGUAAUUGGUACACUAUCAAAUUCAAAGGAAUUCUCUGAAGCUUUCAAAUGUCGGAUCGGUUCGCCAAUGAAUCCACCUAAAAAAUGUGAUAUUUGGUAAACGAAUCACAUUCAGAUAACAUUUUAAAAAGUUUUCCAAAUAAUCAUGUUCAUGUAAAACUGAAAUGAAAUGUUAAAAUUAUAACGAAUUGCCGUGGUAAAUUGAUUCCUCUACAUCAGCAUUUUAUUCAAAAUGUCGGAAAAAUGAUUUUUCAUUGAAAAUAAAACUUUAAUUUUUUUUA